Molecule: messenger RNA, 3378 nt
Organism: Cladocopium goreaui
Lineage: Eukaryota; Dinophyceae; Suessiales; Symbiodiniaceae
Source: the annotation of a GenBank genome assembly
AUGAAGAUCCAUAAAUCCUGCAGCGAUUUUCAUCGGAUACGGGGUGCCAUUGCCAAUGGGCCAUUGGGCCAUCCCCAUAUUCCUGUGCCGAGGACCCAGUUCCUGGAGAAGGAUGGAGAGGCCGCAGACAAGUUCCGACGGAAUCACACCCGGAGCGUGAUCGAUCGCACCUUCAAAGUCCUUUGUACCAACUGUUCCCGAGAGACCUUCGGAAACCCGGAUGAGGAGGAACAAAAGAUCACCCUCAGCGAGCAGUGCGUUCAAGUGCUGAUUACCGCCUCCUUCCAGCCUCUGCUCCGGCGACAUCUUCGGGGGGAGGUGGCAAAAGAUUUCCUGAAGAUGCUGAAGGAUCAUGAAACGUUGGACUCGUGGAACUGCCGCGAUAUGAAUCUGGAACUCACCUGGACGGGGCGACACUUGGACCUCCUCCUCUCGUGCCUCAACACGGCCUCACCGAUGUGUUUGCGGAAUGAUAUGAAGCAGGCGUUUCGUGUCUUUCACCGCAUUGCCAAUGUCAUGGCUGGGGUUGGCGACACGCCUGACAUGGCAAGAACCGCAGAGGAACGAGCGGCUGAGGAGACGGUGAUGUGGAACGAAAAACUCAUGCGCCAGGAGGCCAACCUGUUGGACGACGUGGCGUACGACGAUCAGCUCCAGCAGCAGCUGAUCUUCUUCUCCUUCAGCGGCAUCGAACGGAUGGUGCACUUCUUGGAAAUGCCACCGGAAGACGGCCGUGAGAACUUAGUGGAAGAGACCCCCAGCCCGGGGAACAAGAAGAGCGAUAGGUCCGUGGCCAUCGAGCUACAGCAACAAGCCCGAAGCUACUUGGAGGAGUUGAUGGCCGAUGUCAAAGGCUCCAAUGAGGCCCUCAGGCAGCGUAGUGCCAAGUCGGCGGAGCGUGAGGAUCCAGAGACGGUGGAAAUGGGCGACGUGGAAAUCGUCCACCCAGGGGCUGUGGGGGAGCAGCUGCUGCGCGAGGUCUUCGCUCUGGAAGGUUGGCAGUCCCUCUCGGCGCCUGAGGAAGAUGUUGAGCUGCCAGAGGACCCUUCUGUGGAAAUGCAACAGGACGAGGUGGGCCAGAUGACCCGACAGACGGGGGGCAUUGCCAACCUUUUGGAGGACCUGUUUCAGCGCGGGCAGCAGAGCUUUUGGACGCCAGAGGUGUGCCCUGUGGCGCUGCCGCACGUGUCCAAGCGACUGCAAAGGACAAACAGCUUCUUUAUCCCAGGCAGCUCCCUGGUGCAGUCCUCCUUCUUCGUCAGCGCGCUGCUGCGGACCAUCUUCGCGGCCUUGACGUUGCCCUCCACGGAGUCAGUCAGCAGCCUGGUGAACCUCCGUCUGCGCAAUCCCAUCAUGCAGCUGCGUUUGAUCACCCUUUUGGAGAAAUCGGGGAGCUACUUGGACUGUCACCUCGCAGCCAAGUUGAUGCGUAUCCUGUCCAUGGUCUUGCGCCUACAUCCGGACGAGUCCAGCCUCAGACCGGAGGAGAACGAGUGGCAGCACUGCAUCGGCCUAGUCAUUGCAGCAGGGUUGGCCGGGCGAGUUUUGCAGCUCUUGGAGCCUUUGUUGAAGCAUUUGGGCCGAGGUUGUGUUUUGGGUCCAGCUGCAUAUCGCCUGUGUGACGCCAAGGUGAGUCGCAUUCAUUUCUCACAGACCCUGGAGCUUCAGAAACAUGCCCUCGAGGUGAUGGUCUUGGACCUCAUCCCCAUGCCGACGAUGAAGGCUGGGCUAUUCCCCACUAGCCCAGUGACGCUGGUGAGCCGUGAACGCCGUGGCAAGGUCAUUGUGAUGAUUUUGCUCUACGACAUGCAGGUGGCCGCCAAUGUUCAGGGCAGCAAGGAUGCGGCCUGUCGCAAUCUCCGGUGGCAGGAGCUGCAUGGCCUCUGCUCCGAGACCUUAUCGCAGCUGAUGCACCUGGCGCCGAGCAUCCGCUACGAGGCUGUGGAGUUGAUGAAUCGCCACAAGGUCUUAGGACACAAGCAGUUGCACACCUCCUUCAUCUCCGAUCUGUUGGAUCGUUCGGAGAUGCACCGCUUGGUCCGCGCCUUCGAUUUGCUUUUGCCGGAGCUCGAACACUACCAACCCAACGAGAGGGUCUUACAACUUGCCUGGGCCGAAAUGCCCGAGGAAGGUGCCAAGAGUUUCUUCUCCAUGGCUAUGGGCUUGGUGAGGACGGGUGGCGCGCGGCUGGUGGCCCUGACGACGCAUCGCUUGAUCAUCCUGGGACAGUCGCGACAUGGAGCGGCAAAAAGGCCUUGCGGUCUUUGUCCUCCGGAGAGUUUCUGUCCUAUUGGUCCAGAGAUUUUCAAGUCCUAUUCCUACGCAGAUCUCACCCGGAUCUACUCCUCCGAUGCGCAGCUUCUGAUCCUGGGGCGGACCGAGCGCAGAAACCGCGAGGUGACUGCAGAGAAGUUCGACAUGUUCAUCUUCCAUCAGGUAGAUGCACAGCGGGAGUUCAAAGAACGCUUAAUGGUCUUGAGUGGCUUGGACCCCUUGAUGCGCAUCAAACUUCACCAAGAGAUGUUGGUGAACCGUGCCGCCAAGUCGAAGACGGCGUCGCGCAUCGCGCGGACCACCUGGGGCUUUCGACAGAGCGAAGAAGGUGAAAGGCUGUCACUCUUCCUGCUCACGGAGCUGAACUUCUUCGAGUUUCAAGCGAAUUUCAGUCUGUGGAUCCCCAACUCAGUCACGGAAGAGAAAGCCUACGGCAGCGACAACGAGUACGACGGUGGGGAGAGCGACGAGGAAGCACAGGAGUUCACAAAGGCCUCGGACUUUUCCAAAGCAAUGGCGAAAGCGGCCAAAGACGCCAGAACAUCGAAAUUUAGUCAUGAGAGGCGCGAACAAGAAGAACCCAUCCUGCUGCUGCGGCAGAGCGAGCGACAAGAACGCAGAUAUCAGGAUCCGCCCAACAAAUGGCUCCUGGACGGCAUCGCCACCGAAAAGGCCGUCUCCGACACGCUCUGGAAGUAUUUGCCCGAAGCCGAGAUCCAGCAGAUCAAGAAGGAUCGAAGUCAAGGCCUGGAGCUCACAGAGCAGGAGCUCUUCGAAGUGCCUGGCGCGUCACGGGAGAAGGCGAUCUUGACGCAACUCUUCAAAUGUCCCAUCCGAAAUCUGAAGUCUGUGAGCUUUGAUCCAGGACCUAUUCCCAUCUUGCACCUGACCUUUCAACCAGACCAUGGUCGCGAAGAGCAGGUGGACAUCCGAUUUCUGGAUGACUGUGCAAGAGAGAGCUGGCGCAGAAAUUUGCAACUGGUGCUGCAAAAGACCUUUAGUGGUGGCUCUCAAUGGGGACGCGUCUACGACGAUCACAGGGAAGAUGCUGCCCGCCACGCUGUGAAGACCAACCGUGCGGCAAAGUUCUUCGCACAUGACUGA